Molecule: messenger RNA, 1840 nt
Organism: Amaranthus tricolor (Joseph's coat)
Lineage: Eukaryota; Viridiplantae; Streptophyta; Magnoliopsida; Caryophyllales; Amaranthaceae
Product: target of rapamycin complex subunit LST8-like
Exons: 10
Coding region: 305-1279 (324 amino acids)
Biological process (GO): regulation of actin cytoskeleton organization; TOR signaling
Cellular component (GO): TORC2 complex; TORC1 complex
Molecular function (GO): protein binding
Source: RefSeq, a predicted model, not a curated record
UAACGAAUUAAGAAUGAAUUUCCUUAGUAUCCUUCGACACAAAUCUUUAAAAUUUAAUCUUUGUGAUUGUGAAAGGUCAAUGCCAUCUUCCCCCAAUUGACAAACAAACCUCUUCAAAACCCUAUUCAAUCCUCGUCUUUCUUCCUUUCUGUGAGUAUAUUUUUCUACAAUCGAAGUUCAAUUUUUAUUUUGAAAAAUGGGUAUCGAAUAUUUUUCGUCGGGGAAUGAAUUGGGUAUUUGCCAAUUUCAUCUAUUUUGAAUAGAAAUAACUCCCCCACAAAAGGAAAAAAAAGGGUGAUCAAAGAUGAGUCAACCCAAGGUGAUUCUAGCAACGGCAAGCUAUGACCAUAUUAUUCGAUUUUGGGAGGCUCAAACUGGCAAAUGCUAUCGUAAUGUGCAAUACCCAGAUUCUCAAGUUAAUAGGCUCGAAAUAACCCCGGAUAAGCGAUAUUUGGCAGCAGCUGGGAACCCUCACAUUCGAUUGUUUGAUAUCAAUUCGAGUAGCCCUCAACCGGUGAUGAGUUAUGAUUCACAUACAAAUAAUGUAAUGGCAGUUGGGUUUCCAUCUGACGGAAAUUGGAUGUAUUCUGGUUCAGAGGAUGGCACUGUGAAGAUAUGGGACCUUAGAGCUCCAGGUUGUCAAAGAGAAUAUGAAAGCCGUGCUGCAGUUAACACCGUUGUCCUGCACCCAAAUCAGACUGAACUAAUAUCAGGAGACCAGAAUGGCAAUAUUCGAGUUUGGGAUUUGACAGCUAAUUCGUGUAGCUGUGAAUUGGUUCCAGAGGUUGAUACAGCUGUGAGGUCUUUGACGGUAAUGUAUGACGGAACCUUGGUAGUUGCUGCAAAUAAUAAUGGAACUUGCUUUGUUUGGCGUUUGUUAAGCGAGACACAGACAAUGACAAAUUUUGAGCCGCUUCAUAGACUUCAAGCGCACAAAGGAUACAUCCUUAAGUGCCUUCUUUCACCAGAAUAUUGUGAACCACAUAGAUAUUUGGCAACUGCAUCAUCUGAUCAUACUAUCAAGAUAUGGAAUGUGGACAACCGUUUCACCUUAGAGAAAACUUUAACUGGGCACGAACGCUGGGUAUGGGACUGUGUUUUUUCUGUAGACGGUGCCUAUCUUGUUACAGCACGCCCAAGACUACCACUGCGCCAUUGUUCGACGUGGGACGUAUAUGCAGACUACCUUGAUUUGUUUAAGUGUGUUCAUUUUGAAGAAGUGGGAAAACUCAUGUGUGAAAGAGGAGAAAUAAUGCAGAUGUCAAGAGAAAAAACUUAGAGCGGUUGCAUGUCAGCAUGUGUCUAGCAUUCUGCCGAUAUCAAGAGCAUAGAACCGUCAAUAAACCCUUUGAUUAAACACUCUAUUGUCUUUUCAAAUAAACGAUCAAUCGCUAACGUGCAAUAUGAGCUCUCGACUAAUAUUGACUAUUGUGGUUGGUGAAAUUACUCUCAAACCUAUCCUUUAAGUAGGAACUAGUGCGGUGGUUUGAAACAACCCUCAUGUAAAUUUGUAAGAGAAUGCUAAUGUGCACUUUGAUUGUGGUAGCUUCUUCGGAUGGAUCAGCAAAGCUGUGGUCGAUGUCAAACGGUGAAGUAAUCCAAACAUAUAAGCAUAACAAAGCCGUUGUUUGCUGUGCUCUCAAUGACGGAGCUGAAGUAUCUUCUUGAGGACUGACCCUCUUACACUCGGUUUCCCUUUUCAUUUCAAGUAAAACCCUUAAUCUUUAUUGAUGCAUUCGGUUGAGAUUUGUACAUAAAUUCGUAAUAUGCCAAUGUGCUUGUACUAUCAUAGUUUUGUCAUGUGUUGAAAUUCUUUUAAAAUUUAAAUUGUUUUUUUAAA